UCGUUUGAUCUCCAUGCGUAGGACUUGUGUGCAACUCAAAAAUCGCCAUUCACGCUGUACGAUCCGCCGAUGUCCUAUGUGUGCAUGACAUCUUUGCGGGCCCGCUUGGAGCCAGUUUUGCGAAGAAAAACAUCAGCCCGCUCAUGGCGAUAUCGGUUAGCAGAUUCAGUGGCACUGCGACAGCAACCAGUGAAGAUCGCACACACGAGAAAGCUUUUUCGCCAAUAUAACUGUCUGGUGGGAAAUUUUCUCUAUCAGUCUGUCUGUGAUCAGCAUCGCACAUUGUACGACCAUCGCGGGUGUUACUGCUAGUUGCGGAGUUGAUCGAGUGUGUUGAAAAUCAGUGCGCGUGGCACAAAGUGUUUCACAGCAUCAAAGUUUUUAAUCGGUCUUAUUUUUAUCUCAUGAAAGAUAAAAUAUUCGCUGUAAGGUGUGAAGAUAACUGUGCAAGUGGACAGUAUAGAAAUUAUCCGGUGCUUUGAGAAAUCUCGACGCCACUGCACGCCGCCUCAACACGGUACAGUGCAUCAGCCAUGUGCUUUGCAAUGCGACAACCCACCAGCAUCUACGGAGUUUGAACAUCGAGUGAUCGAGGCACUUGACCUCAACCAACGAAACUGCCGAUAAACAGUGCAGAGCCAUGAACAGCUGCUGCUGAACCUGUAGCAAUAUACGGUUGCACGAUCGUAUAAUAUCAAUUCUAAGCGCGUUUGAACGGAACGGUUCGCAAAAUAAAAUAAAACGCGGCAAGUGAAGGUGAAUCUUCCGUCAUUUCAUGGUUGUGAGUGGCGUUGCCCGGUAGUGAAGCAGCUUAAUUCAAGCGUGACACGUUCGGGACAUCGGGACAGCAAAUUUUAGUUCCUGAACUGUGUUACAACUUUACUGCAAAACUAAUGACAUCGUAACAUCGACAUCGAUCGAUAAUUUCAAUCAUAUGCUGUGAUAAACUGUGCAAAAUAGUUUCAGUGGAUAGUUGAUAGCAAAAGGUGUUAACGAAGCUGCAACAAUGUACGGACCACUUGUGCAUUUCAUCAAAGCGAUAGAUCGCAUACCAACCCGAUUCAAUGUGUCCAUUAUGCUGUUUAUGGCGUGCUUGAUCAGCUAUAUGCUACGAGUGAACAUAUCCGUCAACAUAUUGGCCAUGGUGCAGCCGAUUCAAAGUAGCGCCAAACAAUCGGUACCCGAUCCUCAUAGCAACGUAACUGACGAAACGAUCAAUCAAACAAUGAUAGGACAUUCAAAGAUCCCAGAUUAUGGUCCACGGUAUAACUGGAGCUCACACGAUCAAAGCAUCAUUUUAGGCGCCUAUUUCUACGGUUAUCUGAUAUCUUCGUUGCCGGCCGGUAUUUUUGCGGAACGUUUCGGUGGACGUAACAUGGUUGGACUGUCGUUGGCAUUUAGCGCACUCCUCACCGCGCUGACACCGCUAGCCGCCGACAAUGGCAUGUGGGCCACUAUUGCCAAUCGCGUGGCACUAGGAAUUUUAGGUGGUUUUCUGUAUCCAGCCUUACACAAUCUCAUCUCCAAAUGGGCGCCACCAGACGAGAAGGGAAAGUUCGUAUCGGCGCUGAUGGGUGGAACAUUUGGCACGGUCAUAACUUGGCCGCUGGUUGGCGUUCUAAUCGAAACCCUCGGUUGGUCGUUUGCGUUCUAUAUUCCUGCGGCCAUUUCGGCCAUUGUAGCAGUACUGUGGUACAUUAUCGUAGCCGAUAGUCCAGCAACACAUCCUCGCAUUAAAUCGGAAGAAAAGGAUUACAUUGAAAAGUCGCUAGGCGAUACAGUCUCCAAGUCGAAGCUACUACCACCAAUUAAAUCGCUCGCCAAAUCGCCACCAUUCCUGUCCCUGCUAGUGUUACAUUUCGGCAAUCUGUGGGGCUUAUACUUUUUGAUAACAGCUGCACCCAAGUUUAUGAGCGAGGUUCUUGGUUUUAAGCUAGCUAAGGCUGGAUUCCUAUCAGCAUUGCCAUACCUGGCCCGCUCAAUUUCCGCAUUUUUGUUCGGAACGAUAGGUGAUUUGCUUCGAAAGAGAUCAAUUAUGAGCGUCACGGCAAUACGCAAAUCAUUUUGCAUAUUUUCUCACAUAAUACCCGGCCUGUUUCUCGUCGGGCUGAUCUACAUCGGCUUUGAUCCGUACGUUUGUGUCGCCAUUAUUACGCUCUCGCUCGGUUUCAACGGUGCAUCCACGAUGACCAAUCUCCAAAACUCCCAGGACCUGGCGCCAAACUUUGCCGGGACGCUGUACGGCAUCAUUAACUUCGUCGGUACGUCUAGCGGUUUCAUCUCACCCAUCCUGGUAGCGCACUUUACCGAGCAACAGAGCACCAUGGAUGAAUGGCAAUAUAUCUUCAUGAUUGGUGCCGCCGCUUACAUCGUACCAGCGCUCAUAUUCGUCGUCUUUGGAUCAGGCCAGGUACAGAAGUGGAACGAACCGAAGCAAGCGCAAACGACAACCGGUCACGAGCACACCUAAUCCAACAUUGAAUCCAACAUGGUCCGGAAGCGACCGUUCCUGAACGACACUUUUCCUUUCCCUCCCGGUUAUGCUACCCUUUCCUUUGAAUCUCAGGACAAACACUACGGUUGAUGAUCAUACGAGCUUUACCCAGAGACGGUGGUGUAACACUACCGCGCAGAUAGAAAGAAAAAGUAUUAUUCGCAUUGCCACGGUAAACCGUGCUCUUGCUGUACAUUUAGCUUUAUGUCUUAUAUUAGAUUCGUUUUAUAUGCGUCCAAACAAAUCCUACACGUCUUGGUCAUACGCAAUCUGUAAUAUUGUUUCUUUUGUCUGACGGGCGAACGUAUGGCGAAGGAGCGUGGAAAUUAGAUUUGUAUCAAACGAUAUUCUAGUAUCAUGUGCAUUAGGCCGUUCCGUGAAAGAUAAAUUUUAUCUGUAAAACUUCGCAUUUUUGCCGUCGUUUACGAAUGGAGUAGUUAAACUCGAGCAGCAUCGGUAUUUUCGCUUUUCUGUAUAUAUCAAUACCGAAGGUAAAGGUUCAGCCAAGCGAAAACGCUUUACUAUUGAAUAACACAGAACCUAAGUCAUUCUAUGACACUGUUGUAUUAAAUCGUACAAAUUUUGCUCAUGUAGUGCGGUGUUUAUGAUAAAUGGAAGAAUUGGCUACAAGGGAGAACGUUAUUUAUGUUUAAUAAAAAGUUUUCUGGUGAAGCAUACGGAA
Molecule: messenger RNA, 3176 nt
Organism: Anopheles funestus (African malaria mosquito)
Lineage: Eukaryota; Metazoa; Arthropoda; Insecta; Diptera; Culicidae
Product: sialin
Exons: 7
Coding region: 1007-2470 (487 amino acids)
Biological process (GO): monoatomic anion transport; transmembrane transport
Cellular component (GO): plasma membrane
Molecular function (GO): transmembrane transporter activity
Source: RefSeq, a predicted model, not a curated record